This is a messenger RNA of Vanessa tameamea, 835 nucleotides long. It is a transcript of the gene Rrp40, whose product is annotated as Ribosomal RNA processing 40. Gene Ontology annotation, molecular function: RNA binding. The transcript has a single exon. Bases 85 to 795 code for a protein of 236 amino acids. Gene Ontology annotation, cellular component: nuclear exosome (RNase complex); cytoplasmic exosome (RNase complex). Gene Ontology annotation, biological process: U4 snRNA 3'-end processing; CUT catabolic process; nuclear polyadenylation-dependent rRNA catabolic process. NCBI's taxonomy places the organism in Eukaryota, Metazoa, Arthropoda, Insecta, Lepidoptera, Nymphalidae. The record is from RefSeq and is a predicted model, not a curated record.
CACAUGUUUUGAAAGAAUAAAAACUCGUGAAUUAAACGAAUGUAUUAAUUAAAUUUCACUUAAAUUGAAUAUGCAGAAUUGAAAAUGAAGAUAUCAAUAGGAGACGUUGUGUUACCGGGAGAUUAUUGUGAAGAGAUUUCGCAAGUUGCCGAAAAAUCAAAAGUAAUCAUUGGACCUGGCCUACGUAAAGAGGUAGACCGUGUUUACAUUACUAAACCCGGUGUUUUAAAGAAACGAAAUCCAGGUACUUUUUGGGUAGAUAGUUAUCAAAAGAGGUAUGUCCCUUCCAGAGGCGAAAACGUAAUAGGCGUCGUUGUUCAAAAAGCAGGAGAUAUAUUCCGUGUAGAAAUCGGUGGCAGCAUAACCGCUGCCUUAUCCUACUUAUCUUUUGAGGGAGCAACGAAAAAAAAUCGACCCGAGGUUCAAGUUGGAGAUGUAGUAUAUGCAAAAAUGUUGGUGGCUAGCAAAGAUAUGGAACCAGAGCUUGUAUGUGUCGAUUCACAUGGAAAGAAAGGUAGAUUGGGUGUUCUGUCUGAUGGAUUCGUAUUUAAAUGUUCAUUGAAUUUAAUAAGGAAGAUAUUAAAUCCCAACUGCCCACUCCUCGAGACUCUAAAGAAUGAGUGGCCAUUUGAAGUUGCUGCAGGCAUGAAUGGUAGAAUUUGGAUUAAGGCCAACUCGAUGAGAGAAACAAUAGCUGUUGGCAAUGCUAUUUUAGGAGCUGAAUAUUUGAAUGAUGAAGAAAUCAGAAGCAUGUGUAACAAUAUAGCUGCCAUAUUGGCCGGCCAUGUGUCAUAGACAUUUUCAUGUAUUUUUAAUAAAGAUAUUUCAGGUUUUA